AUGAUCUCGCCCGUCAGAUUCAACGAAGCAGCGCAAGCAAUGCUCUCAGGAGAUAACGGUCCCAACUUUCUCAUUGAGAUUGGCCCAUCUGGUGCUUUGGGUGGUCCAGUCUCUCAGAUCUUGAAGUCCCUUUCGAACGGAUCCGACAUAUCCUCUGUUGCUGCAUGGUCUCGAGGCGCCAAUGCUGGAAAGACAAUUUAUGAUCUUGCUGGGCGCCUGUUUAUUGCUGGAGGUGGCGUCAACCUUGCCAAGGUCAACCUGUAUUCUUCGGGCGAAGCUCAGACAACGCCCCUCCCAAACACCAUUAUCGACCUUCCUAACUACGUCUGGAACCACUCAGUCAAGUACUGGCAUGAGAAUGCGGCAAGCAAGGACUGGCGAUUCAAGCAGUAUGUCAAUCACGAUCUUCUGGGAAGCAAGGUACUUGGAACGACAUGGCGUUCGCCAACUUGGCGCAAGCUUUUGGAUAUUGCGGACGUUCCGUGGUUGAAGGACCACAAGAUGGGAGAUGAUAUCCUCUUGCCGGGUUCCGGCUUCAUCACGAUGGCUGUCGAAGCACUCUACCAGAAGACAAGAGCCACCGCACCAGACGAUGUCGUCGUCGCGUCUUCGAACAACUUGUCUUAUAGACUCAGGAACGUUCGGUUUGACAAGGCGCUGGUACUCGAAGAGGGAGUAGAGGCGAUCAUCACACUAUCCCUCACUCAGCAACCCGGAAGCAAGGAUUGGCAUGAGUUCCACGUUGCCACCAAUACGGCCGGUGUUUUCAUCGAGCAUUGCUCCGGAUUGAUUCGUGUACAAGAACCCAUUCUCGAACGCCUGAUAGAGGUCGACCGUCGCCCCCUGGAGUUUCCCACCACCGCCAAAAUCUGGUACAAGGCCCAGACCGCCAUCGGAUACGGAUUCGGUCCCGACUUUCAGAAAGUGAAGAAAGUCGAAUCAAUCAGUGGUCAGCGACACAGCCGCAGCUUGGUUUCCCUCGAGGAGCCCAAGUCGAAGUGGUCUCCCCAGUCAUACUACCCAAUCCAUCCAGCAUCUCUAGACGGUUGCUUCCAAACCGUUACGCCCUCUCUCUGGGCCGGAGAGCACAGUUCUUUGAACGCGGUGUUGGUUCCUUCGGUCAUAGAUGAUUUGGUAAUCAACCAAGUCAAUCAGGGGCUAUCAGAAGGCUUGUCUAUCGCGAGUUCAGAUUACUCCGGUCGCGGGCGGCUGGAAGAGGCCAAGAGCUACUUUGCCAACUGCUCAAUUCACGAUCCUACAACCGGCGCACUUCUUAUGCAGAUGCGCGGUCUGCGUUUUGCUAAACUUGAUGUGGUUCCCAAGCCAGACCCUCAUAUUUUCGACCGAGUCAGCUGGAAGCCUGACAUCACAUUCUUCUCCCAGGACAAUUUGGUUCAGCACAGAUCCGAGUUUACUGCUGGUUCUAUCAUCGACUUGAUUGCACACAAGCAGCCGAGAUUGCGAGUUUUAGAGUCGGACUUUGACGCCAAUGAUAAGUCUUCUGCGUGGUUUCAAGGCAACGAUUGGUCAUCGAGAGCGGCUUACACCCAAUACGACUAUGUUUCAACGAAUGCGAAGCUUCUGGUUGGAAUUCAGACCCAAAAUGAAGGGAACAGAAACGCUUCUUUCAGCCUCAUUAACCUCGAGAGCGGAAAUCUCGGCUUGCCAAGUGACGCUAUCUACGAUCUCGUCAUUGUCAAGGUCGCGGACAAGUUGUCUUCGAGCGUGGACCAGUUCUUACAACGGCUCAAGAAGCAUCUCUCGAGUUCUUCGCACACUCUCAUUCUUCAGCCCAAGCAACCAGAGCUAGAUGCUCCUGCCCCUGUGCCAUCCCCGAGAUCCACCUCGCCAGAUUCCGAUGUGCCAGCAGAUCCCAGCACGCCCUCGGAGUCAGCCGGAUCUGAUCUGCCGCCAGAGACCCCUGUCACAGAUGUGUCCAUCACGCCCGAAGAGGAAGUCGAACUCAAAGAGAAAGGUCGAUCGUCAAAUGUUUGGGUGGACAUAGCUCUCGAGAGCCUUCUCGAUGCGAACUCACGCCCAGAACUCCAUGGUUUCAGCGUCAAGCUGCAAGGGUCUACAUGGACACUAUACAGUUUCGCGGCGACCAGCGAGGAGCCACAUCGGCCUCGCAACUUGGACAUCGUCCGGCUUUCUCAAGGUGCUUCAGAUGUCGAGCCAUCACUGAAAGAACAGCUGGAGACAUCUGGGUGGAAUAUCACGCAGCGAUCAGACCUUUCCGCAGUUCAAAGUCUCUCGGCUGACUCCACCGUUCUCAUUCUUGAUGAGCUUCACAAUCCUGUUCUCACCAAUAUUGAUGGAGAACAAUGGUCUGCGUUGAAGACUCUCGUCAGUUCGGGACGCCCUCUUCUUUGGGUCACAAAAGGGGCGCAGCUCAAAGUCACUGACCCAGACCUCGCUCUCGCUCAUGGUCUUUUCCGCGUCGUCCGAAGAGAGGAUGCCAGUGUCAAGAUCACCGUUUUGGAUGUCGAGUCAAAUGUCGGACCCAACACUGCAUGGGCCAUCAAGUCCGUCCUAGAGACUACAUGCCACAGUGGCACGCCGAGUGUCAAAGGAAUUGUCGAGACGGAAUUCGCUGAGCGAAAUGGCGUUCUAUACGUGCACAGAGUUGUACCAGAUCUGAGAGUCAAUGAGUUCAAGCGGGCUGAGCAGGAGGGAUCCGAACCUGUCUUGGGAAAACUGCACGAAACCAAGGCCGCUGUUCAGCUCCGAUCGGAGCGUGUCGGAACCUUCCAGAGCCUCACUUGGAACGAGACAGAUGUCGCUGAGGUUCCUGUUGAAGAGGGCACAAUCGAGGUCGAAGUCUUUGCUGUCGGUGUUAACUUCAAGGACGUCGCUGUUUCCAUGGGAAUUGUGCCAGAGAAUGAGUACACCAUUGGAUAUGAAGCAGCCGGCAUUGUCACGAGGCUUGGCCCGGGGGUCACAAAGUUCAAGGAGGGCGAUCGAGUGUGCUUCUUGAACGGUGGUAGCUAUGCGAACCGCCUGCAAGUGCCCAUCGGACGCGCUCACGUCAUCCCUGACUGGAUGAGCUUCGAGGAUGCGGCAACAAUUCCCUCCGUCUACCUGUGUUCCAUUUACUCACUGUUCGACAUUGCCAACUUGAAAGAAGGCCAGUCCGUUCUUAUUCAUUCGGCAUCUGGCGGAGUUGGAAUUGCGUGUAUUCAGCUUGCUCAGUACAAGAAUGCAGAAAUCUAUGUAACCGUCGGUACGGAGGAAAAGCGCCAGUUCCUCGAGGAGAAUUACGGUAUCCCCCGAAGUCGCAUGUUUUCUUCUCGCAACACGACAUUUGCAAAGGAAAUUCUGGCUGCAACAAACGGUCGUGGUAUUGACGUCAUCAUUAACUCUCUUACCGGCGAACUUCUCGACGCUUCAUGGAGAAUAAUUGCCGACGGUGGAACCUUGGUUGAAAUUGGAAAGAAGGACAUUGUCGACCGCAAUACCUUGUCUAUGGAGCCGUUCGAUCGCAACGCUUCGUUCAGAGCCAUGGAUUUCUCCUAUACCCAGGACAUCCGGGACCCUUUGAUUGCAAGGCUUUUGGAUGAGGUUUUCGCCCUCGUCAACAGCGGGCACAUCAAGCCAAUUCACCCCAUUACAACCUUUGGUUUUGAUGCAGUCCCUGCGGCUUUGGCCUACAUCCGCAGCGGCCGUCACAUUGGCAAGGUGGUCAUUUCUGACGGAAGCAAGAAGGACGUCCAAGUCCCCAUUAGGCCAGCGACACGGAGGCUCAAACUUCGAUCGGAUGCUUCAUAUGUCAUUGUUGGUGGCUUGAAAGGUCUCUGUGGAUCUCUCGCCAUUCACAUGGCACGACACGGAGCCAAGCACAUCAUUUCUGUGAGCCGCAGUGGCAUCGACGACGUAGCUUCCCAGAAAGCAAUCAAGAACUGUGCUGCCUACGGCUGCGAGGUGUUGGAGGCUAAGGGUGACGUUGCGAACCUUGAGUUCGUUCAAGACGUCUUCAAGUCUAUUCCUCGGGUGGCCGGAGUGAUCCAAGGUGCCAUGGUUCUCAGAGUAAGGAGCACCUAUCGCUACAUGAUUCAAGUACUGACAGACGUCCAGGACAAGCCUUACGAGACCAUGACUCUCGAUGACUACCAUACCGCUAUUCACGCCAAGUUUCACGGUACAUGGAACUUACACCGCGCUUCGGAACAACUUCAGCAUCCACUUGACUUCUUCACCCUGCUGUCAAGUAUAUCCGGUAUUGUUGGCAACAAGGGACAAGCCAACUACUCCGCGGGAAACACAUUCCUCGAUGCUUUUGCCGACUAUAGGCGCGCCCUUGGCCUUCAAGCUAACUCGGUCGACCUCGGUCUUAUUCAAGAUGUUGGCUACGUCGCUGAGCAAGAAGGCUUCGAGGCUCGCUUCGACACUCGCCAGUGGACGCCUAUUACUGAGGGAACCCUUCGCAAGAUUCUCAGCUACUCCAUUCCUCAGCAAGACAACGCGUCUGCUACUAUCAAUCCUGAAAGUGCCGCGCAACUCGUCACUGGUAUCGGCUUCCCGUUGCCAGAGGACUCAGAUCUCACUCGUGAUGCUCGCUUCGGAUACCUUUUCCAGAACACGGGCACAGGGUCGGAUGGCAAGGACGGCGGUUCAGGCAAGCAAGGGGAUGAGACAAUCCGCGCAUUCCACGCCUUGCACAAGUCAGGUGCUGACAGGACGGCUCUGGUCAAGGUUGGUGUUGAGGUGGUUGCAUCGCAACUGGCCAAGAUUCUCCGCUUGGAGACCGAAAUUGAGCCUGCUAAGCCUCUGAUGACGUUUGGCUUGGACUCGCUUGCGGCAGUUGAGUUGCGAAAUUGGAUUCGUUUGGAGCUGGGUGCUGAGCUAACAACGCUUGACAUCACCAACGCAAGCUCCCUGAACGCAUUGGGUGACAAGUUGGUGUCAAAGCUGACACAAACCUCUGUGGCCAGCUCUUGA
This is a messenger RNA of Colletotrichum chrysophilum, 4938 nucleotides long. RefSeq names its product putative secondary metabolism biosynthetic enzyme. Gene Ontology annotation, biological process: fatty acid biosynthetic process; secondary metabolite biosynthetic process. Bases 1 to 4938 code for a protein of 1645 amino acids. The transcript is spliced from 5 exons. Gene Ontology annotation, molecular function: oxidoreductase activity; phosphopantetheine binding; fatty acid synthase activity. The record is from RefSeq and is a predicted model, not a curated record. Lineage: Eukaryota; Fungi; Ascomycota; Sordariomycetes; Glomerellales; Glomerellaceae.